AUGAACAGCAAUGUCUGCGUGGAACCGGGGCCGAGCCCGGAGACCCCGGGUCUGCCCAAGGAGAGCCACCUGCCCGAGGGCGCCUUGAACAGCCUUGUGGAUUACAACUCGGAGAUGGAGCGCUACCGCUCGUUCGCCACCUCGUUCUACAAGACCAACGGGGGCGCCUUCCCGCAGGCCGCCAAGAUCGCGCGCAUCACCACCCCGAUCUUCCCGGGCAGCGCCGCCGCCGCCGCGGCCGCCGCGCGCAUCGGCAUGGCCCCCUGGAACUGCGACAACGCGGCCACGGCGGCCGCCGCCACCGCCAUGCUCUGGGGCAGCGGCGGGGGCGGGGGCGGGAGGAAGUCCUCCUCCUCCUCCGCCUCCGCCUCCGCCGCUGCCGCCGCCGCCGCCGCCGCCGCCUCCGCCCUCCUCCCCGCCGGCGGGGGCGCGGGCGCGGGCGGGGGCGCGGGCGGCGGCGGGGGCGGCGGCGGCGGCGGCGGGGGCGCGGGCGGCGCGGGCGGCGCGGGCGGCGGCAGGACCGGCCUCCCCCACCGCACCGACUCCCAGCGGCUGGCCAAGGCCGGCUGCCCGCCCGAGCCGUCGUUGCAAAUGGCCAACACUAAUUUCCUCUCCACCUUGUCCCCCGAGCACUGCAGACCUCUGGCGGGGGAAUGCAUGAACAAGCUCAAGUGCGGCGCGGCGGAAGCGGAGAUCAUGAACCUCCCCGAGCGCGUGGGCACCUUCUCCGCCAUCCCGGCUUUGGGGGGCAUCUCGUUACCUCCGGGGGUCAUCGUCAUGACCGCGCUGCACUCCCCCGCCGCCGCCUCGGCGGCCGUCACGGACAGCGCCUUCCAGAUUGCCAACCUGGCAGACUGCCCGCAGAACCACUCCUCCUCCUCCUCCUCCUCCUCCGGGGGCGCUGGCGGGGCCAACCCCGCCAAGAAGAAGCGGAAACGCUGCGGCGUGUGCGUGCCUUGCAAGAGGCUCAUCAACUGUGGCGUCUGCAGCAGUUGCCGGAACCGCAAAACCGGACACCAGAUCUGCAAAUUUAGGAAAUGUGAAGAGCUAAAGAAAAAACCUGGCACUUCGCUAGAGAGAACACCUGUUCCCAGUGCCGAAGCAUUCCGGUGGUUCUUUUAAAGCAGUAGUGUAUCUUAUUUUCAAGGCAUUUGGAAAUGAAGGGCAAUCUAAUGUCUUGUUUUAAGAAACUGCUUAGUCCAGCAUUGAAGAAAAUAUCCAGAAAUUAUUUUCAUUUUAUGUAUAGGGAUUUCUUCAAAGAACAAAACAGAGGAAAAGAAAAGAGGAAAAAAAACACAUAAAAAUAACAUGGGAGCUUGGGAAAUUGGCUAGUCUAUUUACUUUUCAAUACACUGAUUCUUUCUUUGAUGUAAUUUAGCUCUUCUGGUGAAGUUGUUGUCUAUUUUGAAAGUGGCUGUAAAAAAAAAAGUUUGGGUAAACCCCUGCUGUAAAAUCAUGUAUCUUUGCAAAGUACAUAUCUAUACUUCCUUUUCAAAUGUAAACUGUACAGAUAGCAGCUUGUAUUUUGUGUGUUUAGACACAAGGGGACAAUCAUGUCUGAGCAUCUAUGGAGAUUCACAGUUUGUAUACAACAGUCUGCUUCUGCAAUUUAAAUCUGGAGCAAUAAAUUUUAGCUUUAAACUUUUUUUU
This is a messenger RNA of Dipodomys spectabilis (banner-tailed kangaroo rat), 1650 nucleotides long. It is a transcript of the gene Cxxc4, whose product is annotated as CXXC finger protein 4. The transcript is spliced from 3 exons. The record is from RefSeq and is a predicted model, not a curated record. Gene Ontology annotation, cellular component: nucleus. Gene Ontology annotation, molecular function: methyl-CpG binding; zinc ion binding. Lineage: Eukaryota; Metazoa; Chordata; Mammalia; Rodentia; Heteromyidae. The coding region runs from base 1 to 1122 and encodes 373 amino acids.